AAACGCAGAUUCUGUAGCCCACCAUGACUACAGCACACAGGCCCACAUUCGAUCCGGCACAAGGGAAAGAGGCAUUGCGUGGCCCUGCAUAUCACCAGCGACUGCUCCCAGCACAUACGCACUUGAAGACUCGUCAACUCGGUCAGGGUGGUGAAGGCGAAGCUCAACAACGCGAUUUGCGCGCCGAAUUGCUCCAAGCCGAAGCCGCUCAUUUUGCGAAGAAAAGGGGCAUCCCCGUAGAUGAACCAACUGUCGAUAACACAGCACCCAAACGCCAAAUAGAAGAUGGUCCAUCUGGCGGCGAUCCAGUUGGAACGGAGGACGAAGAUCCGGAAGCCAAACGGCGGCGAAUACUAGAGGAGACGCGGGACAUAGAUGCGGAUUCGGAUGGGUCAGAGGAUGACAGCAGUGAAGAAGAAAGUGAUGAUGAAGAAGAUGAGGCCGCCGAGUUGAUGCGAGAACUGGAAAAGAUCAAGAAGGAGAGACAAGAACAGAAGGAGAAAGAAGAGCGCGAACGUGCUGCUGAAGAGGAAGAGAAACGGGAAUAUGAUAUUGCUAAAGGAAACCCGCUGCUUAACGCUCAGGACUUUAACUUGAAACGGCGCUGGGAUGACGACGUAGUUUUCAAGAACCAAGCAGGGGAACCGAAGAUAAGAGAGGAAAAGAGUUUGUCAACAUGUCUUUUCCCUGCUCAACUACCGGCCAUAGUUCAGAGCCAGACUCCCUUUACAGCUAAUACACAUGGAAACUUCAAGCACUACUACACAUUCAUGUCGAAUGGAAAUGUAAUUAUGGAUCGCAUCAACACCAAUAUCUCCCAAUUACUUCAAAGAUUCGAGAAUAUAAUGGCCACAGCAACUGUCGAGAGUACUAGCCAUACUUCAACAGCAGUGGAAACAUACCAACUUGACGUUGAAUCGACUGCUUUGGUCCGCGCCGCGGAAGAUAUUCUCUCUUUAACCCGUACGAUGAAAGAAACCUGGCUCUUUGGAAAGCUCAACACUCUUGGCGAAGACGAAUCGGAUGUGAAGCGCCGAGAGGAGCUAGAGAGGGAUGCAGAUGCUAUCCAGAAGGCCAUCGAGGAAGGUGGCUUGCUGAAGCCGGCUAAAUGA
Molecule: messenger RNA, 1112 nt
Organism: Aspergillus nomiae NRRL 13137
Lineage: Eukaryota; Fungi; Ascomycota; Eurotiomycetes; Eurotiales; Aspergillaceae
Product: putative cell cycle control protein Cwf15
Exons: 9
Coding region: 24-1112 (362 amino acids)
Biological process (GO): regulation of transcription by RNA polymerase II; mRNA cis splicing, via spliceosome
Cellular component (GO): mediator complex; catalytic step 2 spliceosome
Molecular function (GO): transcription coregulator activity; RNA binding
Source: RefSeq, a predicted model, not a curated record